Messenger RNA from Macadamia integrifolia, 1511 nucleotides. Its product is annotated as dol-P-Man:Man(5)GlcNAc(2)-PP-Dol alpha-1,3-mannosyltransferase. Gene Ontology annotation, molecular function: dol-P-Man:Man(5)GlcNAc(2)-PP-Dol alpha-1,3-mannosyltransferase activity. Gene Ontology annotation, cellular component: endoplasmic reticulum. The coding region runs from base 161 to 1279 and encodes 372 amino acids. Lineage: Eukaryota; Viridiplantae; Streptophyta; Magnoliopsida; Proteales; Proteaceae. The record is from RefSeq and is a predicted model, not a curated record. The transcript has 11 exons.
GGUUUGGAUAGACCAAGCGAGACUGGUCCAGAUGAGAACCACGAAAUUGAAGGGCAGCUCUGCCGAAAUAGCCCGAGAAGACGAAGAGAAGAAUUGAGCUUGAACUACUCCUUCACAUCACAACAUCCAUGUUACUCAGUCGCCUUCUCCAUGGAAUGAGAUGACAUCUGAAAACGAAGCAAUGGCUACCGAAUUCGCAGUUGGAGGGAAGAUUUCUAAGGUUAUUAAUGGCUGCAAAAUUUCAAAAAAAGCAGCAUUUUCUUCUGCUUUGCUCGUAGUAGAUGCCCUUCUCGUUUCUCUCAUCAUCGCCUACGUCCCAUAUACAAAGAUAGACUGGGAUGCCUAUAUGUCACAGGUAACUGGGUUUCUCCAAGGAGAAAGAGAUUACCGUAAUCUGAAAGGGGAUACUGGGCCUUUGGUGUAUCCAGCCGGCUUUCUCUAUGUAUAUUCUGCUAUUCAGUAUGUUACUGGAGGAGAGGUCUACCCAGCUCAAAUUCUUUUUGGCAUUUUGUACAUUGUUAAUCUGGGAAUCCUCUUAUUCGUAUAUGUGAACACUGAUGUGCUUCCAUGGUGGGCUUUCUCUUUGCUUUGUUUGUCAAAAAGAGUCCAUUCCAUAUUUGUGCUUCGUCUCUUUAAUGACUGUUUUGCCAUGACUUUUCUUCAUGCUGCACUGGCAUUACUUCUUUACCAAAGAUGGGAUCUGGGACUAAUUAUUUUCAGUGUGGCUGUUUCAAUAAAGAUGAAUGUGCUCCUUUAUGCCCCGCCAUUAUUAGUUCUUAUGUUAAAGGCUAUGACCAUCAAGGGGGUGAUAUCUGCCUUGACAGGUGCAGCAUUAGUGCAGGUGUGCACUCUUCAGUUUAAUUGUUUUGGGAUGAAAGAUAAUACAUCCGGAGAUGCAUGGAUGGAUCUUUCAAUAUUGUCAACAAUGCAAUGUCACCAGUUCCAGCAACAGAAUAUAAGGAAAACACCUAACGAUAUUGUAACUACCAUGUUCGUUGGGAACUUCAUUGGCAUUGUUUGUGCCAGAUCACUUCAUUAUCAAUUUUAUUCAUGGUAUUUCUAUAGCUUGCCAUUUCUUCUGUGGAAAACAACUUUUCCCACUCCACUGCGAAUAAUCUUGUUCCUUGGGGUGGAGUUAUGCUGGAAUAUCUACCCUUCCAAUUUAUACUCUUCUUCUGCUCUCUUCUGUAUCCAUGUAGCCAUAUUGUGGGGUCUCUGGACUGCACCAUGUGAAUACCCUUAUUUGGAUGGUAAGUCAACUCAAAACAAGGAGGAAUGAGAUGCAGGGUUUUCUGUUUCUGCACAGAGGAAAAAGUUCGCUCAAAACCUUGUUUCAUUCGUGACUUCACUUCGAUGUUUCUAGCGGUUUGUGCCUAUUCCUUACUGCUUAUCUGUGUUGAGGUGCCAAGUUAUCGAUCUUGCAUGUAUGAUUUGUAAUCUUCAUGAUUUUGAUUAUGAACAUGGCCUUUGAAUAUCGAGGAAUGUAGCUGGAAUGCUCAUGUGGAUCCAAA